AUGAAAAAUGCUCGGCUCGCCCGUUUCACAGGCAUCCAAUGCUUUAUAGAUGCUGUAAUUCGGAGUAUUUUCUACAAAUAUUUCGACCCUAAAGAAGCCCUUAUUUCAAAUGGUGUUCUCAACAGAAGUAUAGCUAUAGCUGCCAAAAAGAACGUGUCGAAUGAUCAACAGAGCAAUUCCCAGACGAUCUCUUUUGUCUAUCCGUUUGGAGCAUCACUUUCGGUCAACCGUCUCUCCACUCCAGUGCUCUCAACCGGCAGUGCAUGCUUUCCAAUAGGAAGACCUGUGGUGGCCUUCCACGAAACAGAAGUUCGUUGA
This is a messenger RNA of Cooperia oncophora, 318 nucleotides long. NCBI's taxonomy places the organism in Eukaryota, Metazoa, Nematoda, Chromadorea, Rhabditida, Trichostrongylidae. The record is from the annotation of a GenBank genome assembly.